AUGAAUGCAAAUCAAUUGAGAAUCCCAAAGACAUUACAUUUUGCUGAUGAAAUAUCUCAUCUUAAUAGUAAUUUCAUUAGUGUUAACUCGUAUAAUCAAAACCCUACGUCAACGUCAACGUCAACUUCAACACUAGCCAAUCCUAGAUCAAUUAACAAGUUCAUUAAUAGCACUCCCAAGCUUCCUCUAGCUGUUAAUCAAAAUUCAAAUUCAUUAAUAUAUGAUAUUAUUGAUUUAUAUUUGUUACCUGACACUGCCCCUGAAGAAUUAGAUAGUAAGACCCUAUCUGCAAAUGAUAAACACAAUGUUCAACCAGCAUUAUUUGCCUCAUUACAUAAAGGAUAUCAUUAUUUCUUUGGUAAUGAUUAUUUACCAAGUACCUGUAAUUCCGUCAAUGAUGAAAACACCAGAGUCGUAUUGGAUAUGAACAUGAACAUGAAUGAUGCAAACACAGCAAUUUAUCAUGACGAAAAUAUUGAAACACAAAGUAUUAAUAUGUGGUUUAAAAACAAAUCAGCUGGGGUUUUCCACAAACUAAAGAGUUUUGGUCAUAGAUCCUCCUCCACUACUACGAACAGAACAAAUUUUAAGGCUGGUGAAACGGUUGAUGAAAAAUUGAAAAGUUUGUUUAGUGAGACAACCAUAGAAGAGAAUAAUUUAAAAGAAAUUGUUGAACAACGACCUAAAAGAAGAGUGACCAUUCAAGAAAAAGAAGAUAUUAUUUUCCCCAAUUAUUAUGAACGUAAAUCACCAACCAGGUUUAGAAGAAAUAUUACUCGCAAAUUGAGUUCAUUCAGAAGAAGCAACAUCUAG
This is a messenger RNA of Candida albicans SC5314, 813 nucleotides long. RefSeq lists its product as uncharacterized. Lineage: Eukaryota; Fungi; Ascomycota; Pichiomycetes; Serinales; Debaryomycetaceae. Bases 1 to 813 code for a protein of 270 amino acids. The transcript has a single exon. The record is from RefSeq and is a predicted model, not a curated record.